UUUAACCCAUCAUUGAUUGGAAACCUUUCUUCUUCAGACAGAGAAGUACCAUCAUCUCCCUCCAUUGACGGCACGAAAAUCUUCCUUCCUCUCUUUCUCCCAUCGAACAAAUUGGCCUGAAUCAGCCCAUAAAUUCAAAAUGUGUCCUCGAUGUGCCCAUCGAGCUAUUUCCUCAUUUCCUAGACGUGGAAGCCACAAGUCUCGUUGAGAGUAAUGCGGAUAGAUCUCCGGCGAUAGGAAGGGAUUCGACACUGGAGAGGUUUGAUCAGAGUAUGUGAUUGCUCCUCUUCAGGUGAAGGGAUGCUUGCCAAAAGAUUUCUCUCCACAAAGCUCUGUGCUUUCAGAUAUUUUUCUUCUGUCGCUUCUCAGACACUUAAAGUCGGAGAUGUUUUAAGAGAGACAAGGGUGUUCUCAAGUGAAGAUGUUAAGGACUAUGCUGAGGUGAGCCAUGAUUGGAACCUUCUCCAUUUCAAUCCUGAAACUGCCCAUAAAGCAGGGUUCGAGAAUCGUCUUGUCCACGGAAUGCUUGUUGCUUCGAUGUUUCCCCGUAUCAUCUCUGCCCAUUUCCCUGGAGCGGUAUACGUGUCUCAAAAUCUUCAUUUUAGGUCACCGGUUUACGUAGGGGAUGAAAUUCUCGGGUCAGUGCAAGCAACGGCUCUGAGAGAAACCAAGAAGAAAUUCAUUGUAAAAUUCUCGACGAAAUGCUUCAAGAGCCACGACGAACUUCUGGUUAUUGAUGGUGAGGCCACUGCCAUUUUGCCUAAUCUUGAGAUGCUACAGACAAAUUCUUCAGAAUGAGAGAAUACGGAACCUGUGAGAAGAGAGAAGAGAAAAAGGAAAUGAAGAGUUGUGGAGGGAUUUCCUCCGGGUCAAUUCUCCUCCACUCUCUUGUGGACAACUCUCACAGGAAUUCUCUUCUUCCGCCAUGAAUGAACACCGCAACCUCAUCUACAUCAAGCCCUUUGCCAUAUCAAGAUCGCUACUCAUCACCUUACCAUGGAUGAUCCAACUCAUGGCCUCGUCGGC
Tarenaya hassleriana is the source of this 1026-nucleotide messenger RNA. Its product is annotated as (R)-specific enoyl-CoA hydratase. The transcript has 5 exons. Lineage: Eukaryota; Viridiplantae; Streptophyta; Magnoliopsida; Brassicales; Cleomaceae. Bases 301 to 798 code for a protein of 165 amino acids. The record is from RefSeq and is a predicted model, not a curated record.